Messenger RNA from Cucumis melo (muskmelon), 552 nucleotides. RefSeq lists its product as uncharacterized. The transcript has a single exon. NCBI's taxonomy places the organism in Eukaryota, Viridiplantae, Streptophyta, Magnoliopsida, Cucurbitales, Cucurbitaceae. Bases 1 to 552 code for a protein of 183 amino acids. The record is from RefSeq and is a predicted model, not a curated record.
AUGGGAAAUUGCAUAUUGAAAGGGGCAGGUGCAGGAGGAAGAGAAGCAGAAGUAAACAAAAUGGUGAAAGUAGUGACGGUUGGUGGGGGAAUCAUGGAGUUGUAUACGCCAAUAACCGCGGAGUGUAUUACGGGUGAAUACCCAGGGCAUGCCAUUUUCAAGAGCCGAAGCAUAUUCUCGGAGGCGCUUCACCACAAAGAGGAGCUUGAGGGCGGCCAAGUCUACUAUCUCCUGCCCCUCAACCAAUACAUGCCCAACCAUAACCACAGUGUAUUAUCCACGCCGUAUCGGAUGUCCACCGCCGAGUCCCAAACCAAGCCAGAUCAUGUAUUGUUUCCAAAGUACAACAACGCGGGUGUGUGGAAGGUCAACUUGGUGAUUUGCCCACAACAACUUUCACAAAUUUUGUCUCAACAUAAUCGCACCCAGGAGUUGAUUGACAACGUCAGGACCGUAGCCAAGUGUGGAAACGCCCUCGAAUCUGCUUCCAACUCCGACCAUUCCAGCGUUGCAGGUAGUUGGAAGGAUAAACCCCACUAUGGAUUCAAAUGA